UUCGGUUCUUCCAGGGCCACGCAAUUUCCUACUUCCUGGUUAAAGAUGGCGGAUGAGAAUGAGACAGCACCGAAGACGGAGAACGAAGUAGGAAUAGAAGAAGACCAUGGACACUGCAGUGACUGCGAAAAUGAAGAACAUCACUUUGAUGAUGGGGAGAAAGGGGACAGUGGAGCUAAGAAGAAGAAAAAGAAACAGAGGAAGAAGAAGGACAAGUCUGGAGCCAAGGAAGUUGUGCAGGACCCCCUGGCAAAGGUGAACUCGCUCCCUGCAGAUAAACUGCAAGAGAUACAGAAAGCCAUCGAGCUCUUUUCCGUAGGCCAAGGUCCUGCCAAAACUAUGGAGGAGGCAAGUCGUCGAAGCUACCAGUUUUGGGACACGCAGCCUGUCCCCAAACUAGGGGAGGUGGUGACGUCGCAUGGCUCCAUCGAGCCAGACAAGGACCAGAUUCGAGAGGAGCCUUACAGCCUUCCUCAAGGCUUCAGCUGGGAUGCUCUAGAUCUGGGAAACCCUGCUGUGUUGAAGGAGCUCUACACCCUUUUGAAUGAGAACUACGUUGAGGAUGAUGACAACAUGUUCCGCUUUGACUACUCCCCUGACUUCCUGCUCUGGGCUCUCCGACCGCCAGGUUGGCUGCCCCAGUGGCAUUGUGGAGUGAGGGUGGACUCGAACCAGAAGCUUGUGGGCUUCAUCAGUGCCAUCCCAGCCAAUAUCCGCAUCUAUGAGAAUGAGAAGAAGAUGGUGGAGAUCAACUUCCUCUGUGUCCACAAGAAGUUGCGUGCCAAGCGUGUGGCCCCUGUGCUGAUCCGUGAGAUCACCAGAAGGGUCAACCAGCAGGGCAUGUUUCAGGCUGUCUACACCGCAGGGGUGGUUCUACCCAAACCUGUAGGAACUUGCAGGUACUGGCACCGAUCUCUAAACCCCCGGAAGCUGAUCGAAGUGAAGUUUUCGCACUUGAGCCGGAACAUGACUAUGCAACGCACCAUGAAACUGUAUCGUCUGCCAGACGCUCCCAAGAACUCCGGUCUGCGCCCCAUGACGAAAAAAGAUGUCCCUGCAGUCCACCGGCUGCUGCUGGAAUACCUGAGUCAGUUUCAUCUGGCUCCUGUCAUGAGCCCGGAUGAGGUGGAGCACUGGCUACUGCCAAAAGAGAACAUCAUUGACACCUUCGUUGUGGAGAACUCUGAGGGGAAGGUGACUGACUUCCUCAGCUUUUACACAUUGCCCUCCACCAUCAUGAACCAUCCGGUACACAGGAGUCUGAAGGCUGCCUACUCCUUCUACAACGUGCACACCACCACAACUCUGCUUGACCUGAUGGGAGAUGCGCUCAUUCUCGCCAAGUCGAAAGGGUUUGAUGUCUUCAACGCACUGGAUCUUAUGGAGAAUAAGACCUUCCUGGAGAAGCUGAAGUUUGGCAUUGGAGAUGGGAAUCUGCAGUACUAUCUGUACAAUUGGAAGUGCCCCAGCAUGGCCGCUGAGAAGGUUGGCUUGGUACUGCAGUGACCUCUCCCAUCCUGGGCCUCCACCCCCUUACUGUGACAUCCACAGUGACCACCAGAGCGACGCUACAGAUGGACUUCCUGCUUUAGGAACGAGCAGCCACCACCGCCCACUUUUACUUUUUGAACUUUGACCCCAGAACCUGCACUACUGCCGCCAGGCAGACAGUUGAAAGCUGGGGAAGGCAGGGGUGUCUCCUCUUUCCUCUCCUUUCUUUCUCUCCCUUUCUUUCUCUCUCAAAUUCUUUCCUCGUCUUGGGACUUUUCUAUUUCUCUCUCUCUUGCUAUACGCAUGGACCUGAAGCCAUUGUAAUUACCAUCAUUGGACUACGCUAACAUCUUAAGUCUGUAACGAUUGUAACACUCAGUGCACGCACACAAACACACUCACACUGUACACACACACACACACACACACACACACACACACACACACUGUUCAAGUCACCAUCAACAGCCCAUACACUUGGAUCUGAACAGUCAUGUAAUUCUGACAUAAAUGUUAUGCUACACCUAAUCUCUAACAUGCAUAAACACACAGAAAAGAAAACAUCCUCCCUAAAUAAAGGAAGAUGCUUUUGCAAAAAAAAAGGAUGGAAAAAAGAAAAACAAGGAAGUGUGAGAACUUCUUGUCAUUUUUCCUCCAAACAAGCAUUAGAGGAAAACAAUCAAGAAAACAAAACAAAAAAAAGAGCGGAAAAGAAACAAUAAGCACCAGAAAUCAGAUGAGAAAAUAAGCAUCCAAAGGGGACAUGACAAGGGCUGCUGUCAGUGGACUGCUUUAUCUUCACCUCUGUCUCAGAGCGAGGCUUGAAUCCCCCUCCCGCCCCUUUGCCUGAAUCUCAGUGUUGCCAUGGAGAUAGUGUUGUUUAAAGUUUUUAUUAUUGCUUUUUUUGCAAAUUGUGCCCAAGUAAUGAAAGAGUGUGACAGGCAAGGACAUUAGUGGACAUGCUUUCUCUCCCCCCCCCCCCCCCCCACGCUGCCAGCUACUGUAUGCCAAGCCCUGUGAAUAGUAAAUGCAAACGGCAUCAAUAAAACAGACUUGUUCAGUGAAUGCAAAUAUGGCAAACAGUCUUAAGCUGGAGGCACUUGACCACUGUCCACGGAAGUGGGCGGGAAGAACUGUGGGAAGCGUUAGGAAUAUUUGGAAUAGAGACUGCAGCUGAUGAGUUUCAGAUCGUUGGUGCUCUGGAAAAUGGAAUUCUCGUGUCAGGGAUUCAUUGGGGAUGGAGGCAUUGAUUAGGGUGGGAGGGAAGAAUUUAGCAUUUGUUUUAUAAACGGUAUAGGGUUGGGUUGGGGGGAGAGAGGUCAUUGGAUAGAAUGGUUAAAAACGGGUCCUGUGGUAUAACACAUGAUGGAGAGACAAAUGUGAAGAUGCAGGUGAUUCUUUUUUGUGCUAAAUAAAGUUUAGAAAUUGUGAG
This is a messenger RNA of Alosa sapidissima (American shad), 2923 nucleotides long. It is a transcript of the gene nmt1a, whose product is annotated as N-myristoyltransferase 1a. Lineage: Eukaryota; Metazoa; Chordata; Actinopteri; Clupeiformes; Clupeidae. The transcript is spliced from 12 exons. Bases 46 to 1506 code for a protein of 486 amino acids. Gene Ontology annotation, cellular component: cytoplasm. Gene Ontology annotation, molecular function: glycylpeptide N-tetradecanoyltransferase activity. The record is from RefSeq and is a predicted model, not a curated record. Gene Ontology annotation, biological process: N-terminal peptidyl-glycine N-myristoylation.